CACGAACUGCAAAAGCACAGCGAGAGCACAAGUGAGAAAAUAAACAAGAGAUGGGCUGCCAAGCACUGGCUCAGCAGAGGUACUUCCCCUAUGUGCACAGCUGGAUUUAUGAGACGACCAACGUACACACAUGGAAGUGUUUUUUUUCCAGCGGUUGAGGAGUCAAACGAGGAAACGUCCCAGCGAACCUGCUGCAAACCCGCUGGAAGGCUGUCAGAAAGCUGCUGGCCUGCUUCCAGGAGGGACACGGAGGCCUCCGGAGCGCGAGCUCCACAGAUCAUGAGUGAAGAGGCCUUUGACGUUGUGGUGGUUGGCUCCUGUAUGACUGACUUGGUGAGUCAGGCACCAAGGCUCCCCAAAGCAGGGGAAACCAUCCAUGGACACAAGUUCUUCAUCGGCUUUGGAGGGAAAGGGGCCAACCAAUGCGUACAGGCUGCCAGACUGGGAGUCAAAACCGCAAUGGUCUGCAAGGUUGGUAAAGACUUCUUUGGAGACAAUUACAUCCAGAAUUUCAAGGACAAUGGUGUGCAUACAGACUUUGUUGGGCAGACCUCAGAUGCAGCCACGGGAGCUGCCUCCAUCACCGUCAACGAUGCAGGUGAGAACGCCAUCGUGAUCGUGGCCGGAGCCAACAUGCUGCUGGGUGGAGAGGAGCUGCGACGCGCUCUUCCAGCAAUCAGUCGCGCUAAAGUGCUCGUGUGCCAGCUGGAGAUCAGUCCGCAGACGUCCUUGGAGGCUCUGCGCAUGGCCCGUGAGCACAAAGUGAAGACAAUAUUCAACCCAGCGCCUGCCGCUCCUGACUUGGAUCCAGAUUUCUACCGAGUCUCUGAUGUGUUCUGCUGUAAUGAGUCUGAGGCAGAGCUGCUCACUGGUUUUUCGGUGUCCACGGUGAGCGAUGCUCAUCGAGCAGGUCAGGAGCUGCUGAAGCGAGGCUGCGGGGCCGUCAUCGUCACUCUGGGACCUCAGGGUUGUGUGGUAUUCAAGGCACAGGAGUCCACAUCGAAACACGUCCCAGCGACUGCGGUCACCGCAGUGGACACAACGGGUGCUGGAGACAGCUUUAUUGGAGCGCUGGCGUUUUACAUGGCUAAUUAUCCCGCCUUGCCUCUGGAGGAGAUGGCCCACAGAGCCAAUCAGGUGGCGGGGCUGAGCGUGCGGGCUGUCGGCACGCAGUCGUCGUUCCCCUUCAGGCGCGACGUGCCGGCUGAGCUGUUUGCAGAGCAGUAAACACCGAGGAGGAGGGGGGUUGAGCCUCGUAGGCCUUCACCCCCCCAUAUAAUUAAACUGAUCAACAAAUCCACGGAGAAGAGUUCGAUCACAUGUACCUUCUUUAUUGAGUUACUCCAAAACAACUGAUUUCAAUAUUUCACAUAUCACUGAUACACGAUCGCAGAUGGAAACUGCACAAAGCCACGACUGCUUCUUAAAUACCAUCACUUCUUGACUUGAUCAGAAGUUCGUUAAUCGUCGGUAAUCGGGACCAUCGGUUUCCAUCAUCCUGAUCUGCAGUGGGAGGCUGAUGGAGGAGAAGUCUUCUGACAAGACGUCAGCCAGCCAAUCAGAAACAGUGACUGAUGAACGCUUUGUAAUCCAUCACAAU
Salarias fasciatus (jewelled blenny) is the source of this 1600-nucleotide messenger RNA. It is a transcript of the gene rbks, whose product is annotated as ribokinase. The transcript is spliced from 10 exons. The coding region runs from base 91 to 1227 and encodes 378 amino acids. Gene Ontology annotation, cellular component: cytosol. The record is from RefSeq and is a predicted model, not a curated record. NCBI's taxonomy places the organism in Eukaryota, Metazoa, Chordata, Actinopteri, Blenniiformes, Blenniidae. Gene Ontology annotation, biological process: D-ribose metabolic process. Gene Ontology annotation, molecular function: ribokinase activity.